Molecule: messenger RNA, 1422 nt
Organism: Dichotomopilus funicola
Lineage: Eukaryota; Fungi; Ascomycota; Sordariomycetes; Sordariales; Chaetomiaceae
Product: putative poly glycohydrolase
Exons: 1
Coding region: 1-1422 (473 amino acids)
Biological process (GO): regulation of DNA repair; carbohydrate metabolic process; ATP generation from poly-ADP-D-ribose
Cellular component (GO): nucleus; cytoplasm
Molecular function (GO): poly(ADP-ribose) glycohydrolase activity
Source: RefSeq, a predicted model, not a curated record
AUGCCCCUCGAAUUCUACAUCCUUCCCACUUCCCCCAACUACACCUGCCUCGACCGCUUCAGCCUCUACCCUUGCCCAUCUCCUCCCGAAGACAGCGCCGGAAACGUCCCCUUUUGGCCCAUCUUUGAGUCUCUUCUUGGUCCCUCUAAUCUGAUACGUUCCUCCUCCCCACUCAUUUCCCUCCUCGAAACAAUUUCCUUCACCCUCACUGGCUCCACGUCACCUGCAACAGAUCAUAAUCUCCUCCGCGACGCCAUCUCCGAAUUCCCCAACUUUUAUACGAGAACAUGGCCCCAAAUAGCGGCCAUAGCACUAGCUAUGCCUGCACUCUUUCCCAUGGGAUAUAUCCCCGUCCUCGGACGGUCUAGCACCGAAUUACGCCUUUCUCGUAAACAAGCGGCAUGUUUAGUUGUGCAUCAAUUCUUGCGCACAAUGCGUGCGCCGGAGUGGAGAACGGACGGGACACACGACUUUGGGAUUUGGUAUUCUCAAGAGGGUCAGCGGCAGGAGAGUGCAACGAGGGCUUAUCUGAAGGCGGCGAUAACCUAUUUUGAGGAGGUGAUUCCAAAGUUGGACGGGGGGGAGGAUGAGUGGGGUGUGGUUUACUCUCUGCGGUCGCUGGGAAGGGAGAGCGCUCUUCCGGACGGGGAGGCGUGUCAGCUUGGGGAGGUGCAGGUGGAAGUCGUGGAAGAGUAUGAUGUCCUGCCGGGGAGUUUGGGCCUCCCUGGAGGCGCGGCGGUAGUGUCGGCAAAUCGGUACGUUGGAUUUGGGCAGUCGGCGACGCAGGAGGAGGUUCAUGUCGGUACGUCGCCUGAGGCGUGCCCGGUUGUGUUGGUCACGCCGCCUUUGGAGGAUGAUCAGGUCUUGGUCGUUCAGGGUGCUAUGGGCAUGGUCAACGUGAUCGGCCAGCGGAGGAAUAUCAGGCUAGAGCCGAUGAGAACAUCUGACUGCGCAGUGACGAGGUGGAGAGAGAGGAGGAUGUUGUUCAUGGAUGCGUUGGAACUCGACUUGGUCGAGGAGGGUUCUGACGAGGGGCCAUGGAUUCUGCCCGAUCUCCGGCCCGGCAACGUUGAUCGGGAGAUUCGAAAGGCAUACACGGCGUUCUGCUCGGAAGGGUUCACAGAGGUGCGCACUGGCUUCUGGGGCUGCGGAGCAUUCGGUGGGGAUCCUGUUGUUAAGGCUCUCAUCCUCUGGUAUGCAGCCUCGCUUGCAGGGAAAAGGCUCGUUGUGGUUUGUGACAAACUUAGCCAGUCCGUCGCCGAAGAGCUGCAGGAUCUCUUAUCAUCCAUCAAGGCCCAACCUUCCUGGGUCGCAAAAGAUAUCGUCCGUUUGCUCGACGGCGCGCCGGGCGACUUGGUUCGCUACCAAACUUCCUCUUGGUUCCGAGUCGCGGCGGAGAACGUCGUGAGGGAUGCUAGGUAA